AUGGUUGCAAACUCGCGAUCCAGAUCUGGUAUGCUGUCCGUCAUGCAUGGUUGUGGCAAGUGGGGAGAGGGGUGGGGAAAAUAUGCAGAGACAAGAGAGGGGCCGGCAAAGGAGUGGGAGGAGGAGGAGGAGGAGGAGGAGGAGGAGGAGGAGGAGGAGGAGGAGGAGGAGGAGGAGGAGGAGGAGGAGGAGGAGGAGGAGGAGGAGGAGGAGGAGGAGGCGGAGGAGGUAAGAGACAUGAGGUAG
Messenger RNA from Closterium sp. Naga37s-1, 246 nucleotides. The record is from the annotation of a GenBank genome assembly. Lineage: Eukaryota; Viridiplantae; Streptophyta; Zygnematophyceae; Desmidiales; Closteriaceae.